AUGUCUAAGGCGGCGGACAGCGGCGGGGCGGCCCCAGCCGAGGACCUGUCCAAGGUGUCCGACGAGGAGCUGCUGAAGUGGAGCAAGGAGGAGCUGAUCCGCAGCCUGCGCAGGGCCGAGGCGGAGAAGAUGAGCGCGAUGCUGGACCACAGCAACCUCAUCCGGGAGGUGAACCGCCGCCUGCAGCUCCACCUCGGCGAGAUCCGCGGCCUCAAGGAUAUCAAUCAGAAGUUGCAAGAAGAUAACCAAGAACUGAGAGACCUUUGCUGUUUUCUGGAUGAUGAUAGGCAGAAAGGCAAGAAGGUAUCACGAGAGUGGCAGAGAUUGGGCAGGUACAGUGCUGGGGUUAUGCACAAAGAGGUUGCCUUAUAUUUACAGAAACUGAAAGACUUGGAAGUGAGACAAGAAGAAGUGGCUAAAGAAAACAUGGAACUGAAAGAACUAUGUGUUUUGCUGGAUGAAGAGAAAAGUGGUGGAGCAGGGAGCAGGAGUUCCAUUGACAGCCAAAUCAGCCUCUGCCAGCUAAAUGCAACAAGUACUUACAUACGAGAUGUUGGUGAUGGGAGCAGCACCUCUAGCACUGGAAGUACGGACAGUCCAGACCAUCAUAAACACCAUCCAAAUACUAGUCCUGAACAUCUCCAAAAAAGUAGGGGUGAGGGAAGCCCAGAGCAUCAAAAACAUAGGAGUGUUAGCCCAGAACAUCUCCAAAAACCUAAGAGUUCUGGAAGUCCCGACCACCAGAAGCAUCUAAAAGGACCAAGUCCAGAACAUCAUAAAAAUGUUGGCAAAGGUAGUCCUGAACAGCAAAAGCACACCAGUAGUAGUCCAGAAACUCUUCCAAAGCACAUUUUAAGUAGUAGCCCUGAACAUUUUCAAAAACAUAGGCCUAGUAGUAGCCCAGAGCAUCAAAAGCACAGCAGUGGCAGCCCCGAGCAUCUUCAAAAACACACAUUGAGUGGAAGCACAGAACAUCUCCAGAAAGUGAGGGGGACAAGCCCUGAGCAUCUCAAACAACAUUAUGGGGGGAGUCCAGAGCAUCUCAAACAUCUCAGUGGAGGCAGCAGAGAAGGUACCCUAAGAAGACAAGUAGCAGAUGAUAUGUUACCUCAUCACAGGAGUGUAUACAAUGGAAUGAAUGACUCAACCUUGUCCUAUGUUAGGCAGCUGGAGGCAAGAGUAAGACAGCUGGAGGAGGAAAAUCGCAUGCUACCCCAGGGUCCCCUUAGGAUGCCAUCAGGGGCGGAUGGGAGUUACUGCUCUCCAAACCAUCCAGCUAGCUUCAGUGGACAUGUCUCACCUUCUCAGCAGCCUGAAGCAGUGGUAAAUGCUAUUAAGGUCUUGGAAGCUCAGGAAAAUAUAGAUCGGCAGCAUGGUAAAGAAUAUGAUCAUGACCUUAGUGAGACAGAAAAAGCUAUAGUCAGAGAAAUGUGCAAUGUUGUGUGGCGGAAGCUUGGAGAUGCUGCAGGUUCAUGUCCUGGAAUUAGACAACAUUUGUCAGGAAAUCAGUAUAAAGGACCUAUGUAA
Messenger RNA from Emys orbicularis (European pond turtle), 1527 nucleotides. It is a transcript of the gene CCDC85A, whose product is annotated as coiled-coil domain containing 85A. The transcript has 6 exons. The coding region runs from base 1 to 1527 and encodes 508 amino acids. NCBI's taxonomy places the organism in Eukaryota, Metazoa, Chordata, Testudines, Emydidae. The record is from RefSeq and is a predicted model, not a curated record.